This is a messenger RNA of Macadamia integrifolia, 826 nucleotides long. RefSeq lists its product as uncharacterized. The transcript has 3 exons. Bases 90 to 734 code for a protein of 214 amino acids. The record is from RefSeq and is a predicted model, not a curated record. NCBI's taxonomy places the organism in Eukaryota, Viridiplantae, Streptophyta, Magnoliopsida, Proteales, Proteaceae.
GGGUUCCGUUAGUCUCAUUUAGGAAAAGAGAAACAGCAACCACAGCGGGGAAGAGAGAGAGAGAGAGAGAGAUAGAGAGAGAGAGAGAGAUGACGAGAGCUAAGCAGCGGACGAUUGAUCUCGAAACCUACGAGGGUUUCCUUCAGAACCCCCAUUACCAAUACCCCACCAUCAACCAGCUCAACCAGAUAAUCCAUAUGCACGGAUUCACCAAACUGCACAGGCGUCCCAAGAGGGUUCUGAUUGACGCCCUAAGCAUGAUGGAUCUACUGAUCCCGCUACGGUCGACGUUGAAAGAAAGAGUGUCGUCGUCCUACGCUUCUUUACCUAUCGAGCAAGUGAAGGAAGAUCUGGACAUUCUGGAAUGGCAGGAAUGCCCCGUUCGAUCAGUUGAAACAGUGAAACAGCCACAGCAGGAAGUUCAACGCCGGUACCAGAAACUCGCCGGUGGGAAUCUCUUACCCACCCGCCUUGGCCAUACCAAGCGGGUGUCGGAGAUGGCAAUGGGGUUCGGCAACACAACGAAAAAGCCUAGAUCGAAGAGAAAGAGAGGAAGCCUAUUGAAAGCAGGUUGUGUUACCAGCAAAACUGAUGCCAAUCUAUCCGCCAUUGCUGCUGCUUCUAUGCCUUCUCCUCCAGUUUUUGCCAAUCUUGGCUUCUCAAUCCCAUCCAUGGAUGGCGCAUGGUAUCGACUAGAAACUAUUAGAACGCAGAGAACUUUGGGGUUCCACUGAAUAAAUUAGCCUAUUUCGUUCAGAUUGAUCUGUGUGCUUCCAGGGAUUGUUUUUGCUCUGUUCAUACAAAUCCGUCUUUCUAUCCUCUUUCU